Molecule: messenger RNA, 1532 nt
Organism: Neltuma alba
Lineage: Eukaryota; Viridiplantae; Streptophyta; Magnoliopsida; Fabales; Fabaceae
Product: syntaxin-43-like
Exons: 8
Coding region: 90-1064 (324 amino acids)
Biological process (GO): intracellular protein transport; vesicle-mediated transport; vesicle fusion
Cellular component (GO): endomembrane system; SNARE complex; membrane
Molecular function (GO): SNARE binding; SNAP receptor activity
Source: RefSeq, a predicted model, not a curated record
CGGGACAGAGCCUCAGCCUUCCUCCACUUCCUAAUUUCUCCGCCAUCCAGAUCUAUGUCUUGACAUUGAAUCUGAAUUUUGAGCUCUUAAUGGCGACGAGAAACCGCACUUUGCUCUAUAGGAAGUACAGAGAUGCAUUGAAGAGUGUUCGGGUUCCGUCGAGUUCUGCGGCCUCGACGAGUUCCGGCGGUGCUGGUGGUCCGGUGAUUGAAUUGGUCAGCACGUCGCUUCUGAAUCAGAAUCGUUCUUAUGCUCCGCUUAGUACCGAGGAUCCUGGUCAUUCAAGUAAGGGUCCACUUACUGUAGGACUGCCUCCAGCCUGGGUGGAUGUAUCUGAAGAAAUAUCAGCAAAUGUGCAACGUGCACGCACAAAAAUGGCAGAGCUGGCCAAAGCUCAUGCAAAGGCGUUAAUGCCAUCAUUUGGAGAUGGCAAGGAGGAACAACGAACCAUUGAAACUCUAACUCAUGAGAUAACUGACUUGAUAAAGCGAUCAGAGAGGCGACUGCAGAGACUUUCUGCUACCGGGCCUUCUGAGGAUUCCAGUGUGAGGAAGAACGUGCAGCGCUCUCUAGCUACUGACCUUCAGAACCUCUCUGUAGAGCUCCGCAAGAAACAAUCAAAUUAUUUGAAGCGACUUAGACAGCAAAAAGAGGGACAAGAUGGGGUGGAUCUAGAGAUCAACAUAAAUGGAAGUAAAUCCAGAUUUGAAGAUGAUGCUUUGGACAAUAUGGUAUUUAACGAGCACCAGAUGGCCAAGCUGAAAAAAAGUGAAGCAUUCACAGUAGAAAGAGAAAAGGAGAUCCAACAGGUUGUGGAAUCAGUAAACGAGCUUGCUCAAAUUAUGAAAGAUCUGUCUGUACUAGUAAUAGACCAGGGAACCAUUGUUGAUCGGAUAGACUACAACAUUCAGAAUGUUGCAACUACAGUUGAGGAUGGCCUUAAACAGUUGCAGAAGGCCGAGAGAACACAAAGGAAGGGGGGCAUGGUGAUGUGUGCGACGGUGCUUAUUAUCAUGUGCUUCGUUAUGCUGGUUCUCCUAAUCCUCAAGGAAAUAUUGUUGUGAUCCAUGGAGACUUGAUUCUUUUAUUAUGAUCACUUGUCAUUCGUGCGAUCCUCUCCACCGACACCACCCACUGCUUGAUUGGACCAUGAUUAUGCAGAGUUUGUUAGAGAAAACGAAAGACUAUCUCAAUUGUUAACCUUUAUUGCGGAUGGCGGCCGAGGGUGGGAGGAGGCACCGAUUACGUUGUUCUAACUUUGGUGGGAAUCUUUUUUCUUUUUUUUUUCCCCGCCUGAACUUUGGUGGGAUUCAUUAGGAGAGGGUACCGAUGACCCAAAGAUGUAUAGAGCGGCUGUAUUGAUUCUUUUUUUUUUUUAGCAGAAUAAUUAUUUGCUCUUUCAACCUUGUACUGAAUUCCAUUUUUUUGGUCGAUAUUUUAAUUUUCCUCGGCUGUUCUUUUUGGGUUCCGCACGCAUGCUUGCGCUUCAAGGGAAUGAGAAUUUGUGUUUGUACCAAAAUAUUGAUGGAAUA